UAAAAUGUAUUAGAAAAAAUCAACUGACGAGGUCUGGUUUUCUCAGCAGAUUCACGUCUUACACUCAUCUAUCUGUUUCCAUGUUUCCAAAUAUUUUUUGUGCCAGUGAAGGUGGGUGCAUUCUCGAUGAUCAACAGGGCUAAUCAGAUUGGAGAAGAAGAUGAAGCUUUUGUUCAGCUUGGCAGAGAAUAUGACAUUGAGAGGUAUACACAGACACCAUCAGUGGACAAUAAGUAGGUCUGUUAAGACAUAUAUCUGUCAUUUUAAACAUUAUACAUUUUUUACGCCUCCCAACAAUUGUACUUUUAGCACAGCAGUAGCUUACAAAGUAAAGGAUUAUUACCCACAAAACAAAACAACUCACGAAAGCUUUUCAAUGGUAGGUUUUUCUGAACCACAAAACCCCAUCUCAGAACAGUUAAUAGGAGAAGGUGAUCAGGGGCAGGAUGUAGAAACCAUAUACAGAAUUAUUAACAGGCGCUCCGCUGAACACAACAUUGCUCAUUCCUUGCUAAAUUCUGGUGUAGUCUUUACAAGCAUAUUAGUAGAAAAUGUGCUGAAAAGGGUGCGAUUCAGCAAUGGAAAUGGAUUCAAGGCUAUGGAGUUUUUCUAUUGGGUGGGUCGUCAGCACCACUUUUCUCACACUUCUGAAGCAUACAAUCAAAUGUUGUUUAUUGUUGCAAGAAUGAGAAAAUUUGAUAUAGUGUGGGAAUUGUUAGAGGAAAUGCAUGGUAACGAUCCAAAACUAAUCACUCAUAAAACAAUGCAAAUAAUUUUGGCUAGGUUUUCCAAGGUUUGUUCCCUCAGGGAAACCCUUGAAGCAUUUGAAAGGCUCGAGGAUUACAUUGGUGUACUAGAUGUUACUGUUUUCAAUGCCCUCCUGAGAGCAUUGUGCCAGGAGAGGAACAUGAAGGACGCCCGUAUUGUUUACCAUCAACUGAAAAAGAAGUUCAAGCCCAAUACCCACAGUUUCAAUAUACUCUUGUCUGGUUGGCAAACAGCUGAAGGAGCCCUAAAUUUCUAUAAUGAGAUGUUGCAACUAGACCAGGAACCGGAUAUCGUCACCUAUAAUAGCCUGCUUCAUGCUCUUUGCAAAGACAGGGAUGCACUUUACCGAGACAGGGGAAUGACGAAGGUUCUAAAUAUUGUGGAGGAAAUGAAACACAAUGGGUGUCAACCUGAUUUGAAGACUUACACAAUUUUAAUUGGUGGGCUUGGAUUGAUUCGCCAGAAUGAUCGAGCUCGUAAGAUGCUUGCCGAGAUGAGAAAGCACGGUUAUUCCCCUGAUGCAGCAGCCUACAAUGCAGUUAUAAGGAAUUUUUGUAUGGGACAGAGGGUACGCGACGCAUACCAAGUGCUUGAUGAGAUGGUGAGUGAAGGUAUCGAUCCCAAUUCCAAUACAUACAAUAUAUUUAUUCGUUAUUAUUACAGGUCAAAAUAUUGGGAAGAAGGGUGGGAUGUUUACAAGAAAAUGCUUGAGACUCGGUGCUUUCCCUGCACCCAAACAUGUAUUUUACUUAUGAGGCUGCUUUGCCGCCACGAGGAACUGAACAGAGCCUUUCAGUUAUGGGAUGAUAUGAUUGAGAAGGGCUUUGGUUCUUAUUCUCUGGUUUUAGAUGUAUUGAUAGAUGUACUUUGUGAUAAUGGCAAGUUAAAUGAAGCAGAAAAGUGCUUCUAUGAGACUAUUGAAAAAGGACACAAGCCCAGUUCCUUCGCUUACAAGAGGGUCAGAGUUUUGCUAGAAGUUGCACAGAAGCAUCAGUCCAUUCAUGCCCUUUCAGAAAAAAUGAGGAGCAUAGAGUAUUAGCAAUGAAGUUAAAGAAACAAUGAUGUGCUAUCCUUCUUUUUCAUGGCCUGAUUAAUUAUUUUUCAAAAGAAAGGGCUUUCUGCUGCUGAUCAAAUUAUUCACAUAAUUGAAUUCAUCAUUUCUCCACAAGUUGAUAUCCUUUAUAGAGGGUGUGUACAUUAAUCGUAUCAAGUGGCAGAUGAUAUUACCUUAAUUCCACUUUGAUUGAGGAACAUGAUAAGUGCCAAUCCUUUCUUCUUCAAUUCUUAUCUUUUACUUCUAGAGGAUGCCUCUCAUGAAAAAGGCUGAUUACCGUCUGAGCAGAUGAAUCAAACAAAUUGAUGUAUUUUAAAAAAAUUCUUACUUUGGUGUAUUUAUUUGCACAGUUGCGAUAAUUUUGCCUCAAUACAUAAACAGCAUCUUUACAAUACAUUGGAUUUAUCAAGCUAUCAAGGGCUUAUUAUAAAGUGUUAAAACCAGCUGCAGGAAAUCAAGCAAGCCUGAGCUGCCUAUGGAAAAUCCAGGAAUUCUCUCCGAGAUAAGUCAUUGCAUGUACAUCACAUGAUUCAACAAUCAGAUAUAGUGCUGCAUUAUAUGUUGCUGUUGGAGACAGCCAGGGUGCAUUUUGUUUGAAAACUCUCAAAGGCGACAUUUUAACGCUUUUAGAGCCUCUCACAGAAUAAUAGCCAAGUUACCAGGUUCCUCUAAAGGCCCCUGGGUACCCGUGUGAAUAUGGUUCAGGUUCGGGUCUGGUUUGGGUUCCCCACUGGGUUCACCCAGGGUCCCUCUUGGGCACCCUGCGUUCCCACAGAGGAACCCCAAGGGCUGUACAAAACAAAAAAAACAGAAAAAGAGUUAUUUUUUUAAACAUUUUUAUACACCAAAAAAAGGCCUGUUUACAUAAUUUUGCCCUAAGUGAUAAAACUGUGAAAAGUGACGUGUCAUGAAGGUUUGUGUCGUUUUAAAGGUUUUAAGAAACCUGAUUAGAAUGAGGGGUAAUGCUCGAGUUUGUUGACUUCAACGUUGUUGUUGCACAACUUGUCAGAAAAUAUCUUUAGAUGAGGCAGCUUGUACAGUACAUGGCUAGUGGAAGUGGCAUUGUAACUCAUUGUGGUUCAAGUGAAAUUGAACUAAAUGUUAGACUUUGAUGCUUUUGAUGAAGAUCAAUAUGAAGAUCAUUAAAUAUUAAUUGUAA
Molecule: messenger RNA, 2981 nt
Organism: Cryptomeria japonica (Japanese cedar)
Lineage: Eukaryota; Viridiplantae; Streptophyta; Pinopsida; Cupressales; Cupressaceae
Product: putative pentatricopeptide repeat-containing protein At1g02420
Exons: 2
Coding region: 161-1807 (548 amino acids)
Molecular function (GO): protein binding
Source: RefSeq, a predicted model, not a curated record